This is a messenger RNA of Sinocyclocheilus anshuiensis, 1494 nucleotides long. RefSeq names its product ankyrin repeat domain-containing protein 13C-like. Gene Ontology annotation, molecular function: signaling receptor binding. Gene Ontology annotation, cellular component: cytoplasm. The transcript is spliced from 12 exons. Bases 193 to 1488 code for a protein of 431 amino acids. Lineage: Eukaryota; Metazoa; Chordata; Actinopteri; Cypriniformes; Cyprinidae. Gene Ontology annotation, biological process: protein retention in ER lumen. The record is from RefSeq and is a predicted model, not a curated record.
UGGUUCUCGCGAGAGUGCGAGCGGAAGAUGGCAGAUGGCUCUUCCUCAUAGGGUGUGUGUGAGUGUGUGUCGUUUGUUUACCGUUCGAUGCGUCGCUCCGGUGCGUGUUUCAUUCCCGUCCGUCUCUGUUGAGUCACCGGACAGUGUUCAUGUUGUGCGGGCUGCUGUUUUCCACCGUUCAUCUGUGUAAAUAUGACGGGAGAGAAGAUCCGCUCGGUGCGCAAAGAGCGCAAGGCGGGUUUGGAUCUGCUGGAGCCGGACGAGGAGCCGGCGGCCACCGGGCCGACCAAAGCCAACCGGGGCAGCAAGAUCCUCAGCGGCGGCAACCACAAGAUCCUCCGCUCCAGCUCGCAGCAGAACCAGAACCACGGCGACACUGACGGCGCGUAUCCCGUGCAUGAGUGCGUGUUCCGGGGAGACGUGCGGAGGCUGUCAUCGCUCAUCCGGACGCAGAACAUCGCGCAGAAAGACCUGCACGGAAACACCCCUCUUCAUCUGGCCGUUAUGAUGGGUCAUAAAGAUCUGGGUGAUUUCUAUCUGGAGCUGCACUGGGAUUUCCAGAGCUGGGUGCCUUUACUCUCACGGAUUUUACCCUCCGACGCCUGCAAGAUCUACAAACAGGGCAUCAACAUCCGUUUGGACACUACACUGAUCGACUUCACCGAUAUGAAGUGUCAGCGAGGAGACCUGAGCUUCAUCUUCUGCGGAGACGCCGCUCCCUCCGAGUCCUUCGUGGUUCUGGACAACGAGCAGAAGGUUUAUCAGCGGAUUCAUCACGAGGAGUCAGAGAUGGAGACGGAGGAGGAGGUGGACAUCCUGAUGAGCAGCGACAUCUACUCCGCCACGCUCUCCACCAAAUCCAUCACCUUCUCGCGCGCACAGACCGGCUGGCUCUUCCGCGAGGACAAAACCGAGCGAGUGGGGAAUUUCCUGGCGGAUUUCUACAUGGUGAACGGCCUGGUUCUGGAGUCCAGGAAGAGACGCGAGCACCUGAGCGAGGAGGACAUCCUGAGGAACAAGGCCAUCAUGGAGAGCUUCAGCAAAGGAGGAGGGAGUAUCAUCGAGCAGAGCUUCGAGCCGGUGCGGCGUCAGUCGCUGACCGCUCCGUCUCCGAACACUAUCUCCUGGGAGGAGUACAUCACCGCCGAGACGGGAAAGGCUCCUCAUCUGGGCCGAGAGCUGGUGUGCAAAGAGAGCAAGAAGAACUUCAAAGCAACUGUAGCCAUGAGUCAGGACUUUCCUCUGAGCAUCGAGUCGCUGUUAAAUGUUUUGGAGGUCAUCGCACCCUUCAAACACUUUAAUAAACUCCGAGAAUUUGUUCAGAUGAAACUUCCGCCUGGAUUUCCUGUCAAGUUAGACAUCCCCGUUUUCCCCACCAUCACUGCCACCGUGACCUUUGAGGAGUUCCGCUACGAUGAGUUCGACGACUCCAUUUUUACGAUUCCCAACGACUACAAGGAGGAUCCCAGCCGCUUCCCAGACCUCUGAGCCGCU